This is a messenger RNA of Cornus florida, 1354 nucleotides long. Its product is annotated as UPF0496 protein At3g49070. Lineage: Eukaryota; Viridiplantae; Streptophyta; Magnoliopsida; Cornales; Cornaceae. The record is from RefSeq and is a predicted model, not a curated record. The coding region runs from base 134 to 1273 and encodes 379 amino acids. The transcript has 3 exons.
UAUAAAUGUCCUCUUUUAUUUCCUCUAGUUCGUCCCCACACUCAUCAGAAAAACUUAGCUAUUAAACCCUAAAAUACCUCUCCGAUACUCGGUAAUUGAAAGUAUUGUUGGAAUUUGCAUUUGGCAAAACGGAAUGAAGAUCAAAAUUAAUGUCCGAAUCAAAAAAUUGUUUUCGUGCAAUGUAACCCGGCUGGACAAUCCGAACCAUUCGACCGACUUGGAUCUCCGAGAAGAAUAUGCUAAUGCAUUUCGUACCGAAUCAUACAACGAAUUCUGGACACGUGUCCUUGCAUUAAGCAAUGGAGAUUCUGCCACAUGUAAUACCAUGGGGAACACCACAGCAGCUCGGCUCCCAUCCUACCGGCUCUUCGUGGAGCAUCUCUUGGAUCCAGAUCAACCCACUGUAACUCGGAUCCUGGCUUUGACCCAAAACCAUCUUGAAAACCACACCCUAUUAUAUGAUUAUUUCUCCGCAACCGCUGAAGCUUCUCUCCUAUGCGGCCUUUUGUUAAAGAAUAUUGAUCAUACACGUGUCAAAUAUCGAUCUAUCAGAAGCAUUUUAGAAUCCCUUGAAACCGUUCGAGUCUCGUCCAUAACUCAUUUGCCCAAAGUUCUAACCCGUCUAACCAAAUUCUCCAACUCCUUCAACCCAAUUGUCCCAACGGCUUCAUCUCCGCGUUGCUUUCAAGCCGUACAAGACACUUGCUCCGAAUUGAUCAAGCGGCUUGAAUCAAGCCGUGACAAAGUUCGAGCCAAACUCCGGAUAAAGAAAAUGGUGAAACAUGGCUUGGCUAUUUUUCUUGUGGCUUUAACAGCUUCAUUAACAGUAGUUGCCCUAGGUCAUGGUUUAGCAAUGCUUGUUGCUGCUCCAAGUAUUAUGGUAGCUAGGCUGGUUUCGACAAGGAAGCUAGCUAGGCUGUCAGCUCAGCUUGAUACAGCCGCAAAAGGGACUUACAUAUUGAAUAGAGACUUGGACAUGAUAGGUCGGCUCGUGGCUCGGCUAAAUGAUGAGCUGGAGCAUAUGCGAGCCACGGUUAGAUUUUGGCUUAAGCGGGGAGAAGACCGGUUCCAAGCCAGCGGAGAAGUGGCGCGCCAGCUGAAAAUGGAUGACGCAAGCUUUAGAGAACUGGUUGAUGAGUUGGAAGAGCAUUUGUACUUGUGUUUUAUGACCAUCAAUAGAGCUAGAAACCUUGUAAUGCAAGAGAUUUUGGAUCCAGGUUGGAAUCUCUGGGCUCCUAGUCUAAUUUCAAAACCAUUACUAUCACCUUCCUAACCAUAUGUUACAUGUUCUACCAUUAUUUUAGAAGUGUACUGAAAUCCAAUAUUUUAUUUACUUUUUUAAUUCUAAUUCCAA